Messenger RNA from Salvelinus fontinalis (brook trout), 4293 nucleotides. RefSeq names its product oocyte zinc finger protein XlCOF6-like. The coding region runs from base 1550 to 4114 and encodes 854 amino acids. The transcript is spliced from 2 exons. Gene Ontology annotation, biological process: negative regulation of transcription by RNA polymerase II; regulation of immune system process; regulation of cytokine production. The record is from RefSeq and is a predicted model, not a curated record. NCBI's taxonomy places the organism in Eukaryota, Metazoa, Chordata, Actinopteri, Salmoniformes, Salmonidae.
CCUUUCUACACGCCCACUACUUUCCUUUCGACACACCCACCCCUUUCUACACGCCCACUACUUUCCUUUCGACGCACCCACCCAUUUUGACACGCCCACUACUUUCCUUUCGACGCACCCACCCCUUUUGACACGCCCACUACUUUCCUUUCGACACACCCACUACUUUCCUUUCAACACACCCACCCCUUUCGACACGCCCACUACUUUCCUUUAAACUGAUGGGCGAUUCACGACAUACAGUACCAGUCAAGAGUUUGGACACACCUACUACACCUUCCAGGGUUUUCCUUUAUUUUUACUAUUUUCUACAUUGUAGAAUAAUAGUGAAGACAUCAAAACUAUGGAAUCAUGUAGGAAACAAACAAAAAAAUAUUUAUUUAUUUGAGAUUCUUCAAAGUAGCCACUUAACAUUCUCUCAACCAGCUUCAUGAGGAAUGCUUUUCCAACAGUCUUAAAGAAGGUCCCACAUAUGCUGAGCACUUGUUGGAUGCUUUUCCUUCACUCUGCGGUCCAACUCAUCCCAAACCAUCUCAAUUGGGUUGAGGUCAGGUGAUUGUUUGUAAACAGGGUCGGGGAUGACGCUUUGUUAUUGUUUGAACUGCUGAUCGGUGCGUUAAGUAAAAAAUGUAAGAUUGACAAUCUAAUGUUGAAAAAUGGUUUGAUUUGACAGACUCCGCAAUAAUAUAAUGCAGCUACACAUCUAGAUAGAUGGUAAAAACUGUUUGUGUUUUUCACACCAUGUUCUCCUAUUUCCACAGGUGACCUCACAAGGAGAUUCCACAGGUGACCUCACAAGGAGAUUCCACAGGUGACCUCACAAGGAGAUUCCACAGGUGACCUCACAAGGAGAUUCCACAGGUGACCUCACAAGGAGAUUCCACAGGUGACCUCACAAGGAGAUUCCACAGGUGACCUCACAAGGAGAUUCCACAGGUGACCUCACAAGGAGAUUCCACAGGUGACCUCACAAGGAGAUUCCACAGGUGACCUCACAAGGAGAUUCCACAGGUGACCUCACAAGGAGAUUCCACAGGUGACCUCACAAGGAGAUUCCACAGGUGACCUCACAAGGAGAUUCCACAGGUGACCUCACAAGGAGAUUCCACAGGUGACCUCACAAGGAGAUUCCACAGGUGACCUCUCAAGGAGAUUCCACAGGUGACCUCUCAAGGAGAUUCCACAGGUGACCUCUCAAGGAGAUUCCACAGGUGACCUCUCAAGGAGAUUCCACAGGUGACCUCACAAGGAGAUUCCACAGGUGACCUCUCAAGGAGAUUCCACUGCUCUGGUGACAGGAAGAAGAUCUGGUGUUAUGACAACUCCAGAUAUGAGUUCUCUAUUUUUUUCUUAACACUUAUUUUUCUUAAAACUGCAUUGUUGUUGAAGGGCUUGUAAGUAAGCAUUUCACUGUAAGGUUUACACAUUGUAUUUGGCGCAUGUGAAAAAUAACAUUUGAUUUGACACAGGAGAGAGACACAGCUCCAUUCAAUAACCAGUUCUUAUUGCUACUUUUACCAAGAAACAUUCAAACUCUGCUGGGACAAAAAUGAAUCGAGAGGAGGGAGCGUUGAUGGAUGAAAUUGAAAAGAGUUUAUGGAAUUUGACUGAGGACAAUUUACGUUACCUUUGUGAACGUUAUGGCCAAGAUGCAUCCGAAGUUAAAGGCAUGGAUCACCGCUCGCUGAGGCGUAAAAUCAUGGAGGAAAUGUGGGACAAUACGGAUUCAAUUAAAUUGAAGGAGCAGGGAAUGUCUUGGUUAGUCCAACUGAAGGAGGACAUCCGAAAGAUACUGGAGGAUGGUAGUGGUGCACCGUCGAGUCCCCUCCAGGCUGAGGAUGCUGUAGACUGUGAUGAAGAGUGGAGCGGAGAGGGAAGGGCUGGGUUACCUAGCAACGGGUUGGAGGCGGAGUCCGUGAGUCCCAGACAAUCCAACGACGCUACAGACUGCGACGUGGAGGACGCGGAUUGGUUACCUAGCAACAGACUGGAGGCGGAGUUAUCUCCAGAAAGGCACACACUAGAGCAAAGAGUGAGAGGCGACACGUCUCUCCCGAAGACCCUGUGUCGUGCCUCUCCCGGUAGCGUCUUCAUUUUGGGUCUGAAGAGGGUGUCUGUGCAGCUGAUGGACUGCAGGAAAACACCGGGGCAGAAAACCCGCAAGAAAACCCACUCCUGUGCUCAGUGUGGGAAGAGUUUUGCCACAAAAGACAUUCUGGAGCGACAUCUGCUAACUCACACUGGAGAGAAACAGAAAAAUAUAUGUGCUGAAUGUGGGGGAGUAUUCAGUACAUUUUCCAGCCUUACCAGGCAUCUGAAAACUCAUACUGGAGAGAAAUGUCAUGUUUCUGAAACCGCUCGUGGGAAGAAUUUCAAUGAUCCAGGAAACUUGAAGAAACACAUCUUUAGAACUCACUCAGGAGAACAUUUUGAAGAGGAACCUUCCAAAAACAAUGUUGGUUCCUCAGAACAUGAUGUGGCCGUAAAGAAACAAGUCCUUCAUCCAUGUGCUCACUGUGGUAAGAAGUUGUCAACCAAAACAAGACUAAAGAUUCACCUGAAGACCCACACUGGAGACAAACCUCACGUCUGCCCCGACUGCGGGAAGAGUUUUGCUUUCCGUCCCUCCUUGACCAAACAUCAGAAACUUUGUCAUUCAGAGCACGGAGGAGUGAAACGGCACAAAUGUUCAGUCUGUGGGAAAGUCUUUAAUCAACCAGGAGCCUUGAGGUCCCAUCAAAGAACCCACACUGGAGAGAAACCCCACCUCUGCUCCGACUGUGGGAAGAGUUUCUGUUUUCGUUCGUCUCUGAGAAGACAUCAGGUACUCCACGCAGGAGACAGUGCGAAGCCCCACGUGUGCUCUGUCUGUGGGAAAGGCUUCAGAGAUUCUGGAUACUUAAAAAAACAUCAAUCUAUCCAUUCAGGAGAGAAACCUCACCUCUGCUCCGAGUGUGGAAAAACUUUCACGUCCUUCCUUAGCUUAACAAAUCAUUCCAAAUCACAUCGUCUAGAUAGAGACCAAUUCCAAUGCCCUGAAUGUAAGCGCCAUUUCCCAACAAAGGAAAGGCUGUCAAGCCACCAGAGGACGCAUACUGGUGAAAAGCCUUUCUGCUGCUCCCAAUGCCACAAGCGCUUCUCUCAUUCAAAUAGUUAUCAAAGGCACCUUCGUAUGCACUCCGGUGAGAAACCCUUUGUGUGUCCUCUCUGUGGGAAGCGAUUUAACGACUCUUCGAACCUUAGAACACAUGUUAGAAGACAUAAAGGAGAGAAGGUAGGAAAGACACAGGUCUCUGAGCCAUGCCCUCACUGUGGGAAGAGGCUGGCUUCUAAGGCAGGGUUAGAGACUCACCUGCGGAUCCACACUGGAGAGAAACCUCACCUCUGCGCCAACUGCGGCAAGCGCUUUACCUUCCUCUCCGCCUUGAGAAGACAUCAGAAAACGCAGCACAGAGAGCAAGUAGCAAAGCCACACGUCUGUUCUGUCUGUGGGAAAGGCUUCGUGGAGUCAGGAGCGCUGAAGAAACAUGUGGUGACCCACGAGGAGAAACAGCACCUUUGCUCCGAUUGCGGGAAGAGUUUCAGGGUGCUUCAGGCCUUGUCGAUUCAUCAGAAAACCAAGCAUCAGAAAACAAAUGAGCAAGUAAGAGAGAACAAUUCGUACCUCUGCCUUACUUGCGGCCAGGAAUUCAAUUCAAAGCAUAGAUUGGUAAUCCACGAGAGAAAGCACACAGGAGAGAAACCUUACCAAUGCUCCCAGUGUGGCAGGUGCUUCGCUGAUAAGACUAACAUGAGACGUCACCAGACGGUGCACACAGGAGAGAAACCAUUCCAAUGCUCCGUCUGCGACAUGAAGUUCUCUCAAGUUGCCUCUUUAAUACGGCACCGGCUAAUACACUCGGGUCAGAAACCGCACCACUGCACUUACUGCGACAAGAGUUUCUCUCAGUCGAACACGCUGAAAACGCACAUACUAACCCACACCGGAGAGAAACCGUACCAGUGCCCCGACUGUGGGAAGGGUUUCACUGAAAAGAAAGCCAUUAAGAAACACCAACGCGACACACACGGGACAGGGGCACACAGCAACACACUGCUGUCUCAUAGAGAUUGAGUCAAGACCGGAGCCCUCGAGCAAAGCCGUACCAAUGUCCUGACUGUAGAAAAUGUUCCUCCGAGAAAAGAGCUCUUGUGAAAAACCAGAAGACACACAGGAGACAGCACCCCCUAUUGUUUCAUUUUGAUCUGAAGGUUUAAGAAUGUUUUAAAAUAAACAUGUGCUUUUUAAAAUAA